This is a messenger RNA of Penicillium griseofulvum, 1437 nucleotides long. Its product is annotated as Glycoside hydrolase, family 29. The transcript is spliced from 4 exons. The record is from RefSeq and is a predicted model, not a curated record. Gene Ontology annotation, cellular component: lysosome. Gene Ontology annotation, molecular function: alpha-L-fucosidase activity. Gene Ontology annotation, biological process: glycoside catabolic process; fucose metabolic process. The coding region runs from base 1 to 1437 and encodes 478 amino acids. Lineage: Eukaryota; Fungi; Ascomycota; Eurotiomycetes; Eurotiales; Aspergillaceae.
AUGAGAUCCACCAACCAUAUAUUGACCGGCAUAUGCGCGGCAACAGGCGCAUUGGCCGGCUCCUACCAGCCCAAGUUCCGCAUUUCUCCGAUCGAUGGUUCGAAGAUUGCACUCCCAACAAAGGAGCAAUUAGCUUUCCAAGAGAAAGAAAUUGGAGUUCUCAUUCACUUUGAGAUAGCAACCUAUCUCGACAUUGAUGGCUGUAACAAGGUCCCCGACCUUGUUCCUGACAUAGACCUGUUUGACCCAACCUCGAUAAAUACCGAUGGGUGGAUGGACUCAGCUGUUUCCCUGGGCGCAAAAUAUGCCACCCUUGUCGCCAAGCAUAACUGCGGAUUUGCCAUAUGGCCGAGUGAAGUGACUUUCCAAGACCGGGAAAACAAGACCGUCCCAUACGACUAUACAAUCGCCCAGUCGCCGGUUCAUGGUCAGGAUAUUGUCAAGAGCUUUGUGGACUCAGCCAAAAAGUACAACCUUGGGCAUGGGUUCUAUUACAGCGUUGUGGUGAACAAUUAUCUGAAUGUGCAGAAUUCAGAUGUUCGCCCCGGCACUUGGGCUCCAGGUCAAGUCAAUAUCACGAAUGGUACAUACGACCAAAUUGUCUAUAACCAAUUGAGUGAAUUGUGGAAGGGCCAUGGGGACUUGACUGAGAUCUGGUUUGAUGGAGGUUACAGCAGCUCCCAGAAAGAUAAGAUUGAGACCCUCUUGAAGGAAACCCAGCCUCAAGCAGUGAUUUUCAAUGGAUGUGACACGGGAGGGACUUGUGUAUCGGCUAAUCCAGUUCGAUGGAUCGGAACCGAAACUGGGGAAGCCCCCGAGGAAAAUUGGUCCACUGGUCUGACGAAUGAUGGCGGAGAUCCCACGAGCCCAUAUUUCUGUCCCGCCGAGUGUGACACCACCUUGCAAACCGAGGGUCGCUGGUUCUUCGGCGUUGAUCAACCGUUAAGGCCUAUUGAAGAGAUGAUCGACGUCUACCAUAAGACUGUCGGGCGAAACUGUAUGCUCGAGUUGGACCUCUCUCCUGAUCGCAGCGGGGCUAUUCCAAAGGAGCACGCAGCCCUUUACGAGCAACUAGGUGAUUUUAUCAGCUCGUGUUAUAGCAAGCCUGUCGCAGGUAAUGCUGCGCACUCAUCCAAUAAAAAGGGCGAGUAUACCAUCAAGCUUGACAAGCCCACCGACAUUGACCGCAUUGUGUUGAUGGAGGAUCAAACGAAUGGCCAAGUGAUUCGGUCAUACCAGGUACAUGCAAAGAUCGCUGACAAUACGAAUGCCGAUGCCGCGGAUAUACCUUUCAAGCUUGUUUCAAAUGGAACAAGUAUAGGCCAUAAGAAGAUUGAUAUCUUUGACAAACCCAUUUCGGCGACGGAGAUUUUGGUCAAGACAACCUUUGUGGAUACCCCCAAAUGGCGAUCUGUCUCACUCCAUUUCUGUGAUUGA